UGGAGAGAGAAGUGGAGGGGGGAGGGAGCAGUGUUGUAAAAGUCAUCUAAAAAGUGGGGCGGAGAAAGGAGACUACAGUUAAGAGGCGAACAAGCUGCGGAAGUUGCCCCCGACAAGUUGGGAGGUCCAGUGAGUACCCUUUGCUAGAGGGAAGGAGAAAGUCCGAGCAGCGGACUUUACCUUUUUCUGAUUUCGGAAGGUGCAAGACCAAAACACAAAACAUGGAAUUAAUUUCCCCAACAGUGAUUAUAAUCCUAGGUUGCGUUGCUCUUUUAAUUCUCAUUAAGUGGAAGAAUUUGCGCGAACCCCCGUGCAUAAGGGGCUGGAUUCCUUGGAUUGGAGCUGGAUUUGAGUUUGGGAAAGCGCCUCUAGAAUUUGUAGAGAAAGCGAGAAUCAAGUAUGGACCAAUAUUCACUGUCUUUGCUAUGGGUAUCUGAAUGACCUUUGUUACUGAAGAAGAGGGAAUUAACAUGCUUCUCAAAUCCAAAGAUGUAGAUUUUGAACUAGCAGUGCAAAAUCCUGUCUACCGUACAGGUAAAGAGUGCUUUAGCUCUUGUCUUAAUCACAUGUUGCUACUCUGCUCCCUGAAAGUAGAAUUCCACUGCUCAACAUUAAUGCAGGCUCUGCUGGAUAUCAUAGAGAUGGAGUCAGAUAAACAGAAUGGUCCCAAAUAUGGGCUGUUACUACUUUGGGCUUCUCUCACCAAUGCUGUGUCUGUUGCCUUUUGGACAUUUACAUUUGUCCUCUCUCAUCCCAAUAUCCACAAGACCAUUAUGGAAGGCAUAUCGUCUGUGUUUGGCGCAGCAGGUAAAGAUAAGAUUGAAGUGUCUGAGGAUGACUUGAAGAAACUCCCUCUAAUUCAAUGGUGUGUUUUGGAAACGAUUCGUUUAAGAGCUCCUGGUGUCAUUGCUAGAAAAGUGCUGAAGCCAGUUAAAAUUUUGAAUUACACUGUUCCUCCUGGUGACUUGUUGAUGUUGUCUCCGUUUUGGCUACACAGAAAUCCAAAGUAUUUUCCUGAACCUGAAUUGUUCAAACCUGAACGUUGGAAAAAGGCAAAGUUAGAGAAGUAUGCUUUCUUGGACUACUUCUUGGCAUUUGGAAGCGGGAAGUACCAGUGUCCUGGAAGGUGGCUUGCUCUGUUAGAGAUUCAAAUAUGUAUUAUUUUAAUAUUUUAUAAAUAUGACUGUAGUCUUCUAGACCCAGUACCAAAACAGAGUUCUCUCCAUUCAGUGGGUGUCCAGCAGCCAGAAGAGCAAUGCCGGAUGGUGUUUAACCAAAGAAAAUGACAACUGCUGGGCCUAAGGAGGGCCAGGCCCUUUCUGAAGGGGUGACUGUCCCCCAUUCCCUAGCCUGACAGCACCUAAACCUGAGCUCUGCUAAAACAGUCUGUUUAACUUUGUUUUAGGAUUUCUUUCAAGAAAAUGUCCAAAUGGUAUCUGGGUUUAGAAUCUCAAAAGUAGGCCAAGAAUCUGACAUCAUUCUCACUGAUAAAGAGACCUAAAUAGUUUACAGAAAAUGUUUAAAUGAUUUUUUUAAAAGAGACAUUUCUUAAAAACUUGAAGUUUGACUUCGUGCAUAACUGUAUUAAAACUUUAAAUAGAAAUAAAGUCACAUGAAUGAAAAUCUUGAGACAGCAAAUUGACACAAGGCAAAAUACUUAAAUUUGUAUUUUGAAAAAUGUUAAAAGUCUUAGACUCAAAAAUUAAAUAAUGAUUUCUGGAAAUUUUCUAUUUUUCUUAAAUAUGAUUCUUGACUAGUAACUGGAAUUCUUAAGCUCUGUUAAUAUAAUUCUUUAUUGCAAAUAUGUGUAGUGCUAGAAGUUUGAAUAAAAUACUACCUUUCUAAGACCUGUGAA
Messenger RNA from Manis javanica (Malayan pangolin), 1855 nucleotides. Lineage: Eukaryota; Metazoa; Chordata; Mammalia; Pholidota; Manidae. The record is from RefSeq and is a predicted model, not a curated record.